GUUGAUGAAGCCAUCCUGCCAGGUUUGGACAUCCUCUGCUGGAAAAGUCUGAAUAUAGAUACAUAUUUAGGCUGUGUUGACAAAACAUUGGUCGAUUUGGAGCUGUUGGUGGACAGAGUGAAAGACUUGGUGGAGUUCAGAAUAGAUGCAGUGCUGCAGGAGAUGAGCAACUCCACACUGUGC
This is a messenger RNA of Austrofundulus limnaeus, 183 nucleotides long. RefSeq names its product dynein heavy chain 5, axonemal. NCBI's taxonomy places the organism in Eukaryota, Metazoa, Chordata, Actinopteri, Cyprinodontiformes, Rivulidae. The record is from RefSeq and is a predicted model, not a curated record.